AUGACAGAUUAUAACACAUUGACUGUGGCUCAAUUGAAGGAACAAUUGAAGGAAAAAGACUUGCCAGUGCAGGGAUUGAAGUCCGAACUGGUACAGAGACUCCAAGAAAGUGAUCAAGCACAAAGCAAUGGGUCGGAGAGUGAAAAAGCAUCCACACAAGACGAAGCACCCGCGGUUGAGACAGAAGAAAAGCAGUCCGCUGAGCCUGCGAUUCAAUUGACCAGUGAAACUUCUGCUGAAGCGGCACCGGAAAGCGCACCGGAAAGUGUACCGGAACCUGCAUCAGAAACGGUGCCAGAAACAGUGCCAGAAACAGUUCCAGAAACGAUACAGUCAUCGGAGACAAGGCCAGAAGAAUCCGCUGAAUCAGCUAAGCUCUCUGAAGAAGAAAUGAAGAAGCUAGCCUUGGAGACGCUUAAUAAGAAGCUGCACCGCAGUAAAAAAUUUGGGCAGGAUCCGUCUCAAAUAGAUGCAUUGAAUAAGAUGAUUACACGUGUUGAAAAAUUCGGCCUUGAUUUGAAAAGUUCAUUAGCUGUUGAGUUAGGACUAGCAAAAAAUUUGGUGGAACUGUCUAAACCUAAACCGCCUCAGAAGAGCAAGAACAAGAAUAUGAACAGAAAAAAAUUUCGUAGUAACAAGUUUAAUUCAAGGUAG
This is a messenger RNA of Zygotorulaspora mrakii, 654 nucleotides long. It is a transcript of the gene THO1, whose product is annotated as Tho1p. The record is from RefSeq and is a predicted model, not a curated record. Bases 1 to 654 code for a protein of 217 amino acids. Gene Ontology annotation, cellular component: nucleus. The transcript has a single exon. Gene Ontology annotation, biological process: poly(A)+ mRNA export from nucleus. NCBI's taxonomy places the organism in Eukaryota, Fungi, Ascomycota, Saccharomycetes, Saccharomycetales, Saccharomycetaceae.